AUGGCCAAGGAGUCGCUCGACUCCGACCGGGUCAACUACAUGAUCUGGAGAUACCUAAUAGAUUCAGGUUAUCAAGAGACCGCCGUUCGACUCCAGAAGGAGUGGAACACCCAGCACCCGCCGCAGCUCUCCUGUGCGCCGCAUCUCCCGGACCAUGCACUCGUGACGCUCCUGAACAGAGGCCUGCUCUACAGCGUGAUCGAUAGAGAAGAUGCGCAGCUGGAUUCCGAGCAGGUUGAGGCGGUGACGGGGUUUUUUGGUCCCUUGACGCCAAUGUCAACAGCGUCGGCGCCGGGUGACGACGAGGAUUUCCAGAACGCCCAGAAACGCCAGAUGGACCACGAACACCCCCCGAUGGACAAUGGCCCAGCAGCCAAACGCGCCCGGCUCAGCAACGGCUACGACAACGGGUUCGAGCCGACGCCGAUGGACCUCGACGACGAGCAGCACCCGCACCCGAACCAGAACCAGAACCAGAACCAGAACGGCGACGAGAACGCAUAUCCAUCUCCCGAGCAGGCGCCGUCGCCCAUCGUGGCCACCGUUGGGCCGGAGCAGGGCAUCCAAGUCGACAAGGUCGCAGAGCUGUCCACCGAAACGACUUUCCUCGAGCUGGCCGACGACCAAUCCGCGCGCACCGCGGUGCUGCUGCAGUGCGAGUGGAACCCGCGAGAUCCAACCAUCUUGGCGGCUGCGGGUACCGAUGCGCUAGCCCGCAUGUGGACCAUCCCGGCUACCGCGGCCGACGUGGACCCGGAGACGGAGACAGGCGCAGACGCAGACGCAGACGCAGAGGCGCAACGAAAGCCCGUCUUCCAGCCUCACGUGAACCUGCUGCCCGCCAGCGCGCCCCCCACCACCACCGUCACGGGCCUGGCAUGGUCGUCCGAUGGAGCGUCGCUCGCCGUGUCCAGCGAGCCUCUCGAUGAUGGCACCGCGAAGAUUGACUACUGGACCGUCGCCGGCACCCCGUCGGCCUCCUUUAACAGCUUCGAAUCGCCCGUGAUAUGCCUCCGUUGGAACCCGUCAAAUACCGCCUGUCUCUCGUUGUCUCCGGAGGAUGGAGGGCGCGGUACAGUGGUCACCAUUAUGUAUCCCUCGACCGAGCUCUCUUACGAACAUGUGUUGCCCCGUCAUUCUCUGCACGAACAACUGCUGGAUGUGGCUUGGACGGCCAACGACGAGUUUAUCCUUUGCGGCGGUGAUCUCCUCCAGGGUUUCCACUGCGUCGAUGGUGGCAUAUCCCCUACGAGAAAAUACGAGACCCGUGAGGGCCACUUGCUCUCCAAAGUCAGUUUUGACUGGCGCUCCCAGCUGCUGGCCACUGCUGGUGACACCGGCACGAUCGAUAUAUGGGAUCACAUGGGCCAAUGCCACUCAUUCAACGCCCAUCAGGGUGUGAUCACUUCAUUGAUCUGGCAACCCCUGCCCUUCCCCGUUUCCCUCGGAGACGACAGUGAGCGCUUGCUAGCAUCUGCUGGUGAGGAUGGAGCUAUCAGUAUAUGGAAUGCUCGGUCAACAGAUAUCAAAUCUAGAUGCUCAAUGACGAUGGGCUCAUCUGUGGUCUCCCUAGCAUUUUCGCCCGAUGGUGUUUUCAUUGCCGGAGGCACGACUGAUCGUAUAUUCGUCUGGAAGGUUGACGACCCUGCACUCCCACGAGCAACUUGGGCUCGUAGUGAUCAGCUAGGCUGGCGCACACCAAUGUCACAGGACUCAGCUGCGGAUGAAAAUCAAUACUCGCUCUCCUGGGACGCGCAUGGUCAGAAGCUUGCCUACGGUGUCGGAACCUCGUUGGCUGUGAUAAACUUUCGCCGGUGA
This is a messenger RNA of Venustampulla echinocandica, 1818 nucleotides long. RefSeq names its product putative isomerase YbhE. The coding region runs from base 1 to 1818 and encodes 605 amino acids. The transcript is spliced from 6 exons. Gene Ontology annotation, biological process: regulation of transcription by RNA polymerase II. The record is from RefSeq and is a predicted model, not a curated record. Lineage: Eukaryota; Fungi; Ascomycota; Leotiomycetes; Helotiales; Pleuroascaceae. Gene Ontology annotation, cellular component: Set3 complex. Gene Ontology annotation, molecular function: protein binding; transcription corepressor activity.